Molecule: messenger RNA, 1708 nt
Organism: Trichobilharzia szidati
Lineage: Eukaryota; Metazoa; Platyhelminthes; Trematoda; Strigeidida; Schistosomatidae
Source: the annotation of a GenBank genome assembly
AUUUAUGUAUUACCCGCGCUCUUUGCUUUAACGGUAUAAUGCGAUAACUAAUAUCCUCGCUCAUGAGAUUGAGGUCAUCUGUCCGCAGUAGGAGUCAGGUGGUGCGUCGGUGGCGCAGAGGUGGUUCGGGGUUCGAUUCCCGGCCGACGCACUCCCAAACCUCGCUUAGCUGGUAAUGAGCCUGGUAAAGAGGGAAGGUUAGGCGCGAGACUAGUAAUCCCAUCCCGUAAACAAAAUCAACACUGUUACCGAAACUUCAAAGCUCUAGCUUGAAGCCCUAUAUUCCACUGGGGACGUAAAGGAAUAAAAUAAAUCUUAAGGUGGUUAUUGCUGUUUUUUAUGCUAAUAGUUAUUUUUAGUACUUAGUUUGUACUGUGUUUCGACGAUGUAUUUCUUUUUUUUUGAAGCCCACUGAAUGCACGAAAGAUGUACAUGUUAGGUCAAGACCUCGUGUCAAAAGCGAUAUUUGUAAGGAGAAGACUGGUGGAAUCUUGAAAACCAAUACAUCGAAUUCCAAAGACUCCAUUCCAUUAACCAGCAAAAAUGAGUUGAUAAAAAAAUGUCAUACUAAGGGGAAACUGGACAGUAAAAUUCUUCCAUCUCAGGACCCGUAUCUUUUUAUGGAUGAUGAUGAUGAUGAUAAAGAGAAUAUCGAUCCGAAUAGUCGUAAACAGACAACUAAAAAGCGUGUUGCAAGAGCAAAAGUGGCUCAUUCAGUCAAACCUAGACCAAGGAAGCUUUUAUCACCAACACGACCAACAGGACGUGUUAAUCAGAUCAUGCGUCAAGAAAUGAAGCAGUUGUAUUCUCCUGAGCCAAAGAAAUUGUCAUGCGUAAUGAAUCCUCAGGUUGCUCUAACCCUCAUAGAUUUAAAUCGACGGAAUAAUCUUGAAAGCAGCUCUGCGAACUCUAACUCAACUCCUAAUGUUGAAAGUAAAAGUCUCCCAUCAAAUAUUACUGACAAAGUUGUUGUUGGUGGUGCUGUCAGCGUUCCUGAUACUCCCGAACAUCAGAAUAAUGUUUCUGUACGUACUCCGGAGGUAUCUGUUCCAGUUAUCCUAAAACAAGCAUUGGAUAAUUUAAAGCCACAUAUUUCUUCAACACCAGCAACUUCUAGUGGAACUGUCAUAUCACAUCCUGAGUUUGUUGUUACUCCAAUUAACUGUCCUGUGAAUAGCAAAAAUAUUGCUACAAAUGAUAAUAACUCUAAUCAAAUAACCGAUAAUCAAUCACAAAGCCAACCGAUAUCCACUUCAGAUACCUACACUAAUACGAGUGAAGAUAACUCUUCCUCUAAGGAUCGUAGCAAAGAAUCAACUUCAAGUAGUGGUCAACGACGUAAAAGGGAAUCAAAGAGUGAUAGGGAGAAAGCAUAUAAUUCAUGGUUAGACGAAUUCAACGCAGAACUUCAAAAGUAUGAAUCAUUUGAAUUAAGUAUAGAGAAGGAUACUACGACUUCGACAAAAGCUAAUCAUUAAUUAGUAUUGUUAUUUUUUAAAUAUUAUUUUAUAUCAUUCCUCAUUCAUUUGGAUAUAUAUACAUACAUAUUCAUUACUUUUACCUCUAUAUACAUACUACUUUUUAUAACCCCACUGACUGUCUGAUUAAUAUAUACGUGUACAUAUACAAUCUGUACUGAUUUUGUGUGCAUUUAUUUUCAUAAUAUGUAUAUCUUUGAUUAUAUCUAUCAUAAUUCAUAUACCUUAAA